UUGAGGGCCAAUGGCGGCUUAGGGUGUGCAUCUCCAGCAGCUGUUCCCCAUCCCCUCGGGUUCUCUAGCCUGCUGCAGUGCUGGAGCGAGGAGAAGGCGGCCGCUGUCAUGGCCAGCGUCCACGAGAGCUUGUAUUUCAACCCCAUGAUGACCAACGGGGUGGUGCACGCCAAUGUCUUCGGUAUCAAGGACUGGGUUACGCCGUACAAGAUGGCGCUGCUGGUGCUGAUUGGAGAGCUAAGUCGGGCUGGACCGCAUCUCAGCCUGCUAGAGAGGCGGCGGCUCAACCGCCUCCUGCUACCGCUGCUGCAGGGGCCUGAUAUGACACUGUCUCGACUGAUUAAAGCUAUUGAAGAAUGCUGCCCUCAUUUAGCAAGUUCUGUGCAAAUAAGCAUAAAGCUCAUGGCAGAAGGGGAACUGAAAGAUAUGGAACAAUUCUUUGAUGAUCUUUCGGAGGCGUUCAAUGGAACCGAACCUGAAGUUCACAAAACAAGUGUAGUAGGUUUGUUUCUGCGCCACAUGAUCCUGGCCUACAACAAGCUCUCCUUCAGUCAAGUGUACAAGCUCUACACAGCUCUUCAGCAGUAUUUCCAGAAUGAUGAGAAGAAAAGUGGAGGUGACGAAUCAGAGAUGGAGCUGACCCAGUGUGAGGAACUGGAAGGGAAAAUGGAGAGAGAAGAACUGGAUGGACUUCUCAGGGAGGAAGAAAUAUCCUGCAAUGGGCCACUUUCACAGAAGCAAGCGGAAUACUUCCUUUCUCAACAGGCUUCCUUAUUGAAAAACGACGAGACACAAGCUCUGUCUCCAGCAUCUUUGCAGAAGGAGCUGAACAACUUGUUAAAAUUUAAUCCCGAUUUUGCCGAAGCGCACUACUUGAGCUACUUAAACAGUCUUCGAGUCCAAGACGUCUUCAGCUCUACCCACAGCCUCCUCCAUUACUUUGACCGCUUAAUUCUCACCGGUGCUGAAAGCAAAAGCAACGGCGACGAAGGUUAUGGGCGGAGUCUGAGAUACGCAGCUCUCAACCUGGCUGCAUUGCACUGCCGCUUUGGACACUACCAGCAGGCCGAACUAGCCCUGCAAGAAGCCAUUCGGAUCGCUCAGGAGUCCAAUGAUCAUGUCUGUUUGCAGCACUGCCUGAGCUGGCUGUACAUCCUGGAACAGAAAAGAUCGGACAGCUGCGUCCUCUUGGAGCACUCGGUGAAGAAGGCUGUGCAUUUUGGAUUACCGUAUUUAGCUUCCCUCGGAAUCCAGUCCUUGGUUCAGCAAAGAGCUUUUGCAGGGAAGACUGCCAGCAAGCUAAUGGAUGCUUUGAAGGACUCUGACCUCCUGCACUGGAAACACAGCUUGUCUGAACUCAUCGAUAUCAGCAUUGCCCAGAAGACGGCCAUUUGGAGACUCUAUGGCCGCAGCACCAUGGCACUUCAGCAGGCCCAGAUGCUGCUGAGCAUGAACAGCCUGGAGGCGGUGAAUGUGGGCGUGCAGCAGAACAACACGGAGUCUUUUGCGGUGGUGCUGUGCCAUCUGGCGGAGCUGCAUGCAGAACAGGGCUAUUUUGCAGCUGCCUCCGAAAUUCUGAAGCACCUCAAAGAGAGGUUUCCUCCCAACGGUCAGCAUGCACAGCUGUGGAUGCUGUGUGAUCAGAAGAUCCAGUUCGACAGGGCCACGAAUGAUGGCAAGUACCACGUCGCCGAUUCGCUUGUGGCAGGGAUUACGGCCUUGAAUAGCACGGAGGGGGUUUACAGAAAAGCCAUUGUCCUUAAAGCACAGAACCAAAUGUCCGAGGCACACAGGCUCCUGCAGAAGCUCCUGACCCACUGCCAGAAAAUAAAAAACACUGAGAUGGUGAUUAGGGUUCUCCUGACCAUCGCUGAGCUCUACUGGAGGUCCCUGUGCCACACCAUCGCUCUGCCCGUUCUGCUCCAGGCUCUGGCUCUGGCGCGGGAAUACGGGCUCCAGUAUCUGGCCUCCGAAACGGUGCUCAACUUGGCUUUCUCACAGCUAAUCCUUGGCAUGCCUGAACAAGCGCUGAGCAUUCUGCACAUGGCCAUAGAACCCAUCCUGGCUCACGGGGCAGUGCUGGAUAAAGGCGCCGCCAUGUUCUUGGUUGCCAAGUGCCAGGUUGCCUCUGCAGCCUCCUACCCUCCCCAGAAGAAGGCCGAAGCUCUGGAGUCUGCCAUCCUGAACCUCAGUGAAGCCAACACCUAUUUUGCCAAAGUGGACUGCAAGCAGCAGCUCCGAGAUGUGCUCUACCUCCAGGCCCGGCUCUUCCACAGCCUGGGCAAAACCCAAGAAAGAAACCAGUGUGCGAUGCUCUUCCGGCAGCUAGACCAAGAGCUUCCAGCUCACGGGGUCCCCUUGAUCAACGCUUUUAAAUGAGGCAUUUAAGCAGAGGUCCAAGAGCCAUCGGGAAGUUCUCUGCCAGCCACAUUGACACUGAAUCAGAACUGUUCUUGAGCAGCUGUUUCUCAGUUUCAGGGGGACUUGUGCAAGAGAACUUCCCAGUGGAUUGUGCACAUAGCCUUUCCUACAUCCAUCUCAACGUAUCUUUUUGUUCUGUGCAACGCUCAUUAUUUUGAAAGAAGUAUUAAUAAAUUGUCUUUUUAUUUA
This is a messenger RNA of Hemicordylus capensis (graceful crag lizard), 2610 nucleotides long. RefSeq names its product anaphase promoting complex subunit 5 (gene ANAPC5). The coding region runs from base 109 to 2379 and encodes 756 amino acids. The transcript has 17 exons. Gene Ontology annotation, molecular function: protein binding. The record is from RefSeq and is a predicted model, not a curated record. Gene Ontology annotation, biological process: anaphase-promoting complex-dependent catabolic process; positive regulation of mitotic metaphase/anaphase transition; protein K11-linked ubiquitination. Lineage: Eukaryota; Metazoa; Chordata; Lepidosauria; Squamata; Cordylidae. Gene Ontology annotation, cellular component: anaphase-promoting complex.